This is a messenger RNA of Schistosoma intercalatum, 4305 nucleotides long. Lineage: Eukaryota; Metazoa; Platyhelminthes; Trematoda; Strigeidida; Schistosomatidae. The record is from the annotation of a GenBank genome assembly.
AGCGGCCUUCGGUUCGGCACGUUUUGAGUUUGUGUACCUAUCAUGACUACGUUUGGUGCAAAACUGGAACAUCUUUUAUGUUCCAGGGCUGAGAUAAUCAGCCGAAUGCACAGACCCCCACCAGCUGAAGGGAAUGAUUUGGAACGCCUUCUGAACUUACCUCCGAACACAAACCCAUCAGUACAAGCGCCACCACCAAAUGUACCAGUUUGGCCGGAUGAACAGGCAGCAGCAUUUUGUGCAGUUGCUCCUCCUAUUGAAACAUUCAUGGAUGUUCCUGAUGAAAUUCGCCGGGACCAAUUUUAUGCUACAUGUCGACGUGAUGAUGUAUUAGUGGGUGUUAUCAGUGUUAUACAGGAUUCCGGUCUUGUAGUCUCUGUCCUGGCAUAUGAUCAAGGACCUCGGCGGGAUUUCGAAGGUCUAAAGAUCACGGGCUUUUGUCCGUUGAGACAACUUCCGCGAUAUAAUGCUCACGGAAACGCUUUGGAUGCUUUUCAAAUCGGUGACAAAGUUCGUGCAUUUAUUCUUGACAUUCAUGGAGGUGGACGUCUAAUAUUAAGCAUGAAUGCGAAGAUGCUUAAUCGUGAUACUUAUGGGGAUCUGAAACUUGGUAUCAUUACUGAUGAUGAUAUGCCUCUAUAUUACAAGAAACUUCAGAAUUUGGAUGGCAAAUCGUAUGAAGCCUACCUUGAAUCAACACCACAAUUUCGCAACCCAGAUGGCCUUCAAGUUCUGUGCGCACGCAUGGGGAUACCACGUUCGUCAGCAUGUAGUCUUCUCUUUUGUAUUAAUAAAAUCCGAUUACCAAAAUCAGAGAUGGCUUGUGAGCUUAGACGUACCCAGUUGCUGAAUUUUUCAAUGAAACAUGUCGCCCAAGGUGUAAAAUAUUUCAAGGAAAGCCGAAAUACUGAAGCUUUACAGUGUUACAAUUUUGCAAUUGAAGUUGAACCAACUAAUCCUGACGCCUAUGUUGCCCGUGGUGCUCUCUAUGCCUCAAUCGGCACGUACACAAAGGCAGUGGAGGAUUUGGAGAAAAGUCUUGAAAUCCAACCAAAUCAUGUUAAUGCUAAAAAUUAUCUAGUUCAGACGCUGGUUGCGUAUGCUGGCGAAAUUGGGCGUAAGGAAAUAAGCAAGGCAGAACAAUUAAUAAAUCGGGCACUUAAGUUGGAUCCUGACAAUAAUGAAGCCCGAGAUGCACUGAAAGAACUUCAAACUAACGGAUCUUUCUCUACUAACAAGGAUGCUGGUUUGCGAUCCUGGUCACGAACGCCUUCUCCACGCGGUUCAAGUCGAAAUGUGGGUAACAAACGUGACCACACUCCUCUUUCUCCAACUGCAGUUCGUCCAAGUGCGGGUUACGCCACUCAUAUGGAACGUAGUAGAGCUGCUCUAGAACAGCUUGUUGAAGAAGAUCGUAGUCGACGUGCUGCUAAAGAGGCUAAUCGUCAAAACCACGCACCUGACCAAAGCCCUCCAGGGUUUUUGUCUCCCAAUCCCUCUCACGAACGACGAAGAGGAGAUUACUAUCGCGAUGAUAUAAAAUCUGCUGGUGGUGGUAAUGCUGCUAUGGACAAAACGAAUAUGGAUCGUGGUGACCUAUCUAAAAUCGUAAUUACUCGCAACCGAUCCGGACGUAUUAUACGCUGCAAAGAUGAUGAUGAGAUGGGUGAUGAGUCAAACAGGUCAGAAGGCUUAUGGAAACGUUCCUAUGAUGAUAAUCGAAAUGGUCCGGAUAAUUCGAAAAGAAGUCGAGCAGAUGGGGAAUCAGAAUAUCGAAGCACAAGACGAGUAUUUACACCUCCACGAAAUGCACGUGAAGGAGAACAUGGUUCUCUUACUGUAUAUGAGAAUGAAAAUGAUCUUCCUAUGACUUCUAAAAGUCUUCAAGAGCGUGUUCAAGCUCGUUUACGUGCUAUAGAACGACGCCACCAACUGGAAGAAGGAAAUAAUCCUGGAACUACUGAAGUUACUAACGGCGCACCUACUGUUCAGGAUAAAAAUCGCGAAGGUUCUCUUGCAGUCGGAGAUGAUGCCCCGCCAUCUGAAUCUCCUAAAGGUGAUCGAGGACACUUUCGUGGGAAUGGUCCAUCAAGUACUGAUCGUCGAUCAGGUGGCUCAUUUCAGCGUCCUGAAUAUCAUGGUAGCCGCGGCAGUGGAUACUAUGGAAGAAAUCGUCCUCGUGGAGGUCCCCGAUGGCGUAAUCAAUGGGAUGAUUAUCGUUUGCGCCGAAAUAACUGGCAUAAUCAUCGCGUCGGCAGAUAAUGCACGACAUGGAAUUCUCUAGGACGACAUUCGCAAAACAUGUCCAAGCCACCACCUAAGGUGAGUGCAGGAUCAGGGUCCUGCCAGCCUUGUAAAAGUACUUUGCACUUCGAAUGUGCAAAACACAUAUCAUACCUACGGACAUUGAUUACCAACUGAUUAAAUGUGGAUUACAUGGCUUGGUUAUUAUCGCACAGUAAGACAAUAUUAACCGCAUAUUCACGGUCGAGAGGUCUUUCUCCUGGCAACAGAUUCACACCAUUACUUACAUCCCUCAGAGCUGUUUCCCGAAUGUCAUCGGUAGCAAAGUUGAAAAGGGAUGGUGUCUAACCUCACUGCUUGAAUCGAACAAUAGAAAGAGGUGGUUGUAUGUCUUCACUCUGCAUGAGGUGUUUAUAUGUAGGGCCCUUCAGAUGUUAAUGAACUUCUCAGGCACACCCUUCUUCAAUAGACAAUCCCACAGAACAAUCCUGUUCAAUGAAUCGAAGGCAGCUCUGAUGUCAAGACACACUACGAUUGUUGGAUUGUAAUAAGUAUUGCGGUGUUGUAACAUUUGCCAGAGGGUGAAGAUGUGAUCAUUAGAUCAUCGGCUAGAACGAAAACUAACCUGCUAGUGUUUGGCAUCCGGUCAUCACAGAUUGUUUCGCUCACACCGGAAUUUUUAUUGUCUAUGACUCAGAUGAGUUGAAAGAGUUUUCGGCAAUAACCAAAUGCAGCUUCUGCUUCCAACUCUGUGUCCAUUCAAUUCAUUUGAUUUUUACAUACCAAGUUAGCAUAGUGUUUUAUUUUGUUUAUAUCUAUAUCACACCCAUUUUUCAAGUGAGUUUUAUCUCCAAGUUUAUAAAAAUCAUCACCGAAUAAUUAGUUGUUUACUUUGUGCUUAUCUUGUGAACUACUACUGUUUUGCUUUUCCUUUGGUAACAUUUUUAAGUUAAUUUUGUAUAAUUUACUGCAUACAGUUAUGAUGACCGUAGACGUGAUGGUCCAUCGGCUAGAUCGGGCAGUGCCAGUAACUUUGAACGUCGCAGAAAACGUUAUGGAACAUCUGGAUCUGCUGAGCGCUCACCUCGGUCUUCUCGUUCACGUUCGAGGUCACGAUCACACGUUUCUAAAAGUCGAUCACGUUCAUAUUCUCGGAGCCCUCGAUCAUCACCUCGAUCGCCAUCACAUUCACCAAUUCGACCUGGUGCUCGUGGAAGAGUAAUAUCUCGUGCUCGCAUAAAAACUCCCCCUCUUGCCCCACUAGUUACAAGUUUCAGGCGUAGUGAAUCAGAUGAAAACCUAGCUGAAUUAGACCAAUUUGUUGCACAGUUGAAAGCUAAAAGACAAUUACAACAGCAAUAUCAACAACAACAGUACAUGGCUCAGUUCCAAGAGAUGCAAGGUCCAAUAGUCAACACUGCGGUUGUUUCUCAAACUCAGCAAGAUUAUCAGCAAAUGGAAUUAGAAUCUGGACAAAAUAGUCCAUCUAAAGGUGAUGGUGCUCCUGCAAAUAAUGAAUGCCUUUAUUCAGAUAAAGAUGAUACACAAAAUGAUUACAACUAUAAUCGUCAUCAACAAGAUUCUCCAGAACCUCCUCAAGCACAAUCUCCACCUCCACUUGAUGAUUCUAUGAGGGAAGAUAAUGCUGUUGAGAACGCGGCUUAAUGUGUUUUUGAACAUGUGUAGAAUUUUUCAUGAAUCACUGUAUUUUUUUGCAUCUAUUAUUCCAUUCUGAAUUUUAAGCUGUUUAUUUGAGAAGUUCUGUGGAUAAAAAAAUUUAUCAUGUUCAUUGUUUGUUCAUCUCCAAUGAUUUUAUGAAAUGAACAAAUUUCAAUCAAUAUAAAUAGAGCUAAGUUAGUCUCUAUUAUAUAUUGUGUUUUCUUCAAUUACUAUAUUACUAAAUACCCAUAUAUACACUUGAUAAAGCAAAUUGUUCGUUUAUAAUUCUUAAAUCACUAUCUUCAAUACGUUUCUCAUUAUGAACUAUUCUGUAGAGUUUGACAAUAAUAAGCUAUGAUUGAUACGGAAUAUUAAUCAAAAGUAAAACACUUGUAAUAUGUG